Molecule: messenger RNA, 309 nt
Organism: Phytophthora sojae
Lineage: Eukaryota; Oomycota; Peronosporomycetes; Peronosporales; Peronosporaceae
Exons: 1
Source: RefSeq, a predicted model, not a curated record
GGAAGCUGUGCAUGGAUUGUGUGGCGCCUACCGGAGUGGAAAUUGAUGAUUGCCGCGAACGCUUACCUCGCCGACACGACGAGCCACCUUGCCCAGAGCGCCGGUAUGACAUACGGCGUGCUGGCGGCUUUGAAACUCGGUGCCGACGACUUGGUCGUUGUUAGCAAUUCAAGGCUGGCGUUGUUGCACUCGCUAGGGGCAGCUGAUUCCGGGGCGAUGACUCAACCAAGUUACCACGAGGAGGUCACGACCCGACUGCGAUCUGUGAGAUACAUUCACGUCGCACAGGAAUGCAAUGCUGCCGCUGAC